Cladophialophora immunda is the source of this 504-nucleotide messenger RNA. RefSeq lists its product as uncharacterized. The coding region runs from base 1 to 504 and encodes 167 amino acids. The transcript has 4 exons. The record is from RefSeq and is a predicted model, not a curated record. Lineage: Eukaryota; Fungi; Ascomycota; Eurotiomycetes; Chaetothyriales; Herpotrichiellaceae. Gene Ontology annotation, molecular function: carbonate dehydratase activity; zinc ion binding.
AUGAGGUCGACCGGAACAGGCGUCGUGGUGCUCUCGUGCUCCGAUCCACCCUUCAAUCUAUAUCAAAUCUUGGGGAUCGAUGCAACCUUAAAAGUUACCAUGGUCUGCAACGCUGGCGGCAGAGCAUUUGACGCCAUUCGCACUUUAUCAGUCUUACAGACCAUCGGAAACCCGGGCACAAUCAUUGUUAUGCAUCACACCGAUAUCAAGAGGGCCCUGCUCGAGUUGAAUCCCGAAGCUAAUGAGCUAAUUGAAUCUUCCAAAUUCGGGGAGAUUACUACCGGGAUGGAUGAGAGUAUUAGAGCUGAUAUCGCAUUUCUGAAAGCAUCUCCGCUGGUCAAGAACACCACUCAGAUUGUUGGCCUGGCGUACGACAUCGAAAGCGGGGUGCUGAGGGAAGUUGAUGUCAAGGAAAAUAGGCUCCGAAUGAGCUUCUGGUACCUUAUGCCUAUAUCUAACGAGGACCGUACCUUAAGCACCAAACACGGCGACAACCAUAUGUGA